This is a messenger RNA of Microsporum canis CBS 113480, 1080 nucleotides long. Its product is annotated as l-allo-threonine aldolase. The transcript is spliced from 3 exons. Gene Ontology annotation, cellular component: cytosol. The coding region runs from base 1 to 1080 and encodes 359 amino acids. Gene Ontology annotation, molecular function: L-allo-threonine aldolase activity. NCBI's taxonomy places the organism in Eukaryota, Fungi, Ascomycota, Eurotiomycetes, Onygenales, Arthrodermataceae. The record is from RefSeq and is a predicted model, not a curated record. Gene Ontology annotation, biological process: L-threonine catabolic process; glycine biosynthetic process.
AUGGGGCCAUCCAUCACCGACGAUGAUGCUGUACUGCAACACCAUGUUGAAAAUAUCAUAGGAUCUAACCAUAUUGUUAUGCCAAAACCAGAUAUAGGACCUGUUGCAUGGGAGAAUCCAGGCCCGGCUGCCUACGAUUUCCGGUCUGACUUUGUUACGUCCCCAACGAUGGAAAUGCUACAAGCUAUUACCAACUGCACGUUACAGGAUGAUACCAUGGAGGAAGACCCCACGGCGAACUCCUUUCAAAAUUUUAUGGCCCAUCUAACUGGCCAUGAAGCAUCUUUGUUGGUCCUUUCAGGAACGAUGGGAAACCAAGUUGCACUUCGAACGGCACUUACCGCUCCUCCGUACUCUGUCCUUGCAGACAGCCGUUCCCACAUCAUAAAUAUGGAGGCCGGGGGUGCAGCUACACUUUGUGGAGCUCUUCUACGUGGUGUUAUGCCUGCAAAUGGCCAUCACCUUGCGCUUGAUGAUAUUAAAACACAUGCCUGCCUAACAACAAACAUAUAUGACUGCCCCACGAAAGUGAUCAGCUUAGAAAACACACUCGCUGGUACCAUUAUACCACUAUCAGACACGCAGGCCAUUUCUCAGUGGGCACGCCAGCAAAAUCCACCGAUACAUAUGCACCUUGAUGGGGCGCGUUUAUGGGAGGCUGUUGCAGCAGAUCCAGCUCUUCUAAAACUCUACUGCAUGUGCUUCGACACAGUCACUCUCUGCUUUACCAAAGGUCUUGGUGCUCCCCUUGGAUCUAUCGUGGUUGGCAGUCAAUCAAUCAUCACUCAUGCAUGCUGGAUGCGGAAAAGGUUGGGAGGAGGGUUACAACAAGCAGGAAUUAUUGCUGCUGCUGCUCGAGUUUCAGUUACGAGUACCUUCCUCCGCCAAAAACUGGUGGAUUGUCAUAAAGUAGCCAGGGAAAUCUCGGAGAUGUGGUUAUCUUUGGGAGGCAAGAUUUGGGACAAUAUUAUUGAUAAAAAUUGCUUUGCAGAGCUAGCUAAUAAGGCAGGUAUCAAGAUAAUGAAGGGAAAGGCGGAAGAUAUUCUCGGCCACGUUACGAAAUUCGAUUUAAAUAGUUAA